CAAAUAGCUCUUCUCGUAUUCCGAUAUCUUUAAAAGGUAAAUAGAUCGUUUAAAAAUAAGUUAAUCUUAUUAAAAUACUACGAAAAUAUUGAAUUAGUCUUAACACUUCUACGUCUACUCAAAAUAAUCUCAACAGUAUAUCAAGAUGCCAGAACUGACUGAACUUGACAAGGCCACCGCCUCUAUGACCGAGAAGCGCAAAGAAGAGACUGCAUCAUCUGACAGUGACUCUGAUGACAACAUUCCAGAAUUGGAAGAUGCAGGUGCACCAGAUGCAGGUGGAAUCACAAACCCGAUUGCUGGAAUUGACAUCGUCAGCAAAUCGAAACAGUCUCGUGGUGAGAAGAAGGCCAGAAAGAUAAUGAGUAAACUCGGUCUCAAACCAGUACAAGGAGUAGAGAGAGUGACAAUCAGAAAAUCAAAGAACAUUCUCUUUGUCAUUAACUCACCUGAUGUAUACAAGAAUCCUCAUUCAGACACCUACAUCGUUUUCGGUGAAGCCAAGAUUGAAGAUUUGUCCACACAGGCCACCAUGGCUGCAGCUGAGAGAUUCAAGGCACCAGAAACCACAGCCACUGGCAAUGACGCUUCCACAACUGGAACAACGGUAGCACCAAUAGCAGAAGAAGAAGACGAAGAAGGAGUAGACGAGACUGGAGUCGAUGAGAAGGACGUGGAGAUAGUAAUGUCCCAGGCGAACGUCUCUCGAGCGAAAGCAGUCCGAGCCCUCAAGAACAACCAAUCUGACAUUGUUAAUGCAAUUAUGGAGCUAACAAUGUAGGAGAAGCCUUCGUCACAAUAUCUUAUGUCACUGCUGUUAGUUUUAAGUCACUCUCAACAUUAGCAACUGGACGAAAAGUCGAAUGAACACAUGCAUAAUAGGCGAUAUAUUGAACUGUAUACUCGAAAUAAAAAAAAUUAUCAUAAGUAGUGUCUGUACAAUCUGCAAAUUUUAAAGUGAUUCUGUUUGGCCACAUUUCUUUUUAGUAAUGUAUGCAAGUGUAGGCUAACGUUUUGUUUUCAUUAAUGUAUGCAACUGGAGGCCAACGUUUUUGCAAAUGGAAUUACAUCAACAUGGUCACCUCCAAAAAGUUAGUUUAAAAACGGGGACUAUUUAUGACACUAAAAAUCUGACUAUCAUUCAAGAAGCUUGUUUUGUUAUAUUUUAAAUUCACGAAACGGAAACGGAAACAUUGUUGAAAAAUGAACUUUUUUUUUAAACCUAUGAAACUGGGAUAAGGCAACGUAUUAACAACUAGAUACACUCCCCUAGUGGUUGAUGUGAUGGUUUUUAUAGGUGAAUGGCCUAUUUUUCGCUUCUUUGUAGGCAAUAAAUUGUCGAACAGCAUACAAUAAUUGGAAAGAUAGAAUCAUAUAAAGAAAAGAUGCAAUACUUAUGUACAAUUUGUAAAAAUAAUAACAAUAAAAGAUAGAUAAGAUAAGAGAAAUAUCGCUAAUUAUGUAUGUAAAAUACGCAUUUAAGAACAAGGAAGUUCGUCCUUCGUGUUGGAAUCCAAAGUAUGCCUCGGUCAAGGUGUACUAGUUGAAUGUACAUAGGCUUAAAAUUUGAAAUAAUAAAAGUAUUGGAAUUUGCA
Molecule: messenger RNA, 1595 nt
Organism: Bombyx mandarina (wild silkworm)
Lineage: Eukaryota; Metazoa; Arthropoda; Insecta; Lepidoptera; Bombycidae
Gene: Nacalpha
Product: nascent polypeptide associated complex protein alpha subunit
Cellular component (GO): nascent polypeptide-associated complex
Source: RefSeq, a predicted model, not a curated record